AUGGAGGUCUUUGGGGGUGCCAAGGACGCCCAGCCCCUGGUGUUACCAGGGGACCCUGAGGAUGCAGAGGGCCAUGUGAUUCUAGGGGGUCCCGGGGGCCCCUGUGAUUCCGGUGGUCCUGGAGCCGCCAGGGGUCCUGGAGGUCCCGGUGACUCGGGGGGUCUUGAAAUUGUAAGGGGGUCCCUGUGGCUCGGGGGGCUCCCCGGGAGGUCCCGGGGGUCCCGGCGGCCCCGCCCUGCGUCGGGCCCCAGGUGCGCAAGGGGCGGAGCCUCCGGGUCUGGGCGUACUCGCCCCGCCUCCCCUGUUACCAGCAGCCAAUGGGGAGGCGGCGGGAGGACAGGUCCCACCCUCCGCGCUUUUAAAGCCGCUCCCCGCGCCCAGCGCCGCCAGAGAGGGGAGUGCCCGCCCGGCCGCCAUGCACUGACCGCCCGGUCUCGCUCGGAACGGCCCCGAGCUGACACCAUGAAGCAGCUGAUCAUUUGCACGCUGCUUCUCUGGGCCCCCAUGGGGCUGGCUGGGGCAUGUCCUGCGGGCUGCCAGUGCCAGGACCCCAAGACCAUCCUGUGCGCGGCCAGACGGGGCCACACCGUGCCUCAGGGGCUGCCCCCCAACACCCUCUCCCUCUAUGUCUUUGAGAAUGGCAUCACGACGCUCAACGAGGACAGCUUUACAGGCCUGCCCGCCCUCCAGCUCCUGGACCUCUCGCAAAACAAGAUCACCACCAUCCAGAGAAACAUCUUUCAGCCCCUGACAGAGCUUGUCAACUUGGAUCUGUCUUCCAACCAGCUGCAGGAGAUCACCAAUGAGACCUUCCACGGGCUGCGGCUGCUGGAGCGGCUCUACCUGCAGAAGAACAGGAUCCAGCACAUCCACGCUGCUGCCUUUGACACGCUGGAGAACCUGCUGGAGCUGAAGCUGCAGAACAACCAGCUCCGGGCUGUGCCCCCCCUCGACCUGCCCAACCUUCUGCUGCUGGACAUCAGCUGGAACAAGAUCUCCACCAUCACACCAGGGGCUUUCCAUGCUGUCAACAUCGAGUCCCUGAAGAUUGCAGGGCUGGGCUUGACCAGCUUAAACGAGGAGCUCUUCCAGGCCCAGAACAACCUCCACGAGCUGGAUGUCUCUGACAACCUGCUGGAGCAUGUGCCGGCAGUGCUGCGGCGACUCGGGAGCCUUACCAAGCUCAGUCUGGCUGGCAACACCCGCAUCUCCCAGCUGCUGCCAGAGGACUUCCACAACCUUCACAACCUCCAGGAGCUGGACAUCAGCAACCUCAACAUCAACACCAUCCCUCGGGAUUUCUCUGGCUUCUUCCCCAGGCUUCGGGCCAUGACAGCCGCUGGCAACCCCUUCAACUGCAUCUGCCCCAUGAGCUGGCUGGUGCAGUGGGUGAAUGCCAGCAGCGUGGUCCUCCGGCGGCCUGAGGAGACACGCUGCCACUUCCCUCCCAAAAACUCUGGCAAGCUCCUCCACCACCUGCAGUACUCUGACUUUGGCUGCCCCACUACCACCACCACCAUCACCACCACCACCACCACCACACCACGCACAACGACGCUGCCACCACCCGCACCAUUCCCCACCAGCAGCUGGCCUGUGCUGCAGCCCAGCACCGCUGCUCCCACAGCAGGGGCCACAGUCCCCCAGGCCAGCUCCACGCUGGUGCCCUUCAGUAGGCCACCAGCCCCCACCAGCGCCCCCCCACCCAUCUGUCCCCCUCGCACGUGUCUGAAUGGUGGCACUUGCCACCUGGGCGCCCAAAACCUCCUGGAGUGCCUAUGCCCAGCAGGCUUCACUGGGACGUACUGUGAGGUGGGGGCAAGGGGGACGACACCAGCCCUGGCCACGCCAGCCCCACCACCGAGCCGACGGAUCAGCAUCGCCCAGGUCAGCAGCACCUCCCUCAAAGUAGACCUGCAGAACUAUGUCCAGUCCAAAGCCCAGCUGAAGGGCAUCCGCUUGAGCUACCGCAACCUCUCUGGGCCAGACAAGCGGCCAGUGAUGCUGCGCUUGCCGGCGUCGCUCUCCGAGUACACGGUGCGGGCGCUGAAGCCCAACUGCACCUACCGCGUCUGCAUCGGGCCCUUGGGAGAGAAGGUCUCCAAGGAGGAGCACUGCGCUGAGGCGCAGACCUUGCCUGCCAGCCACCAGCAGCACUCGCCCGUCACCCAGAGCAAGGACAGCAACCUGGCCCUCAUGAUUGUCCCUGCGCUGGCCGCUGCGCUGCUGCUGGUGGUGGUGGUGACUGCUGGCAUGUACUACCGGCGGCAGCGCCGGGCCAAGGCGCACGCCGGCAGCGGGGUGGAGGCUGGCCCACUGGAGCUGGAGGGGGUGAAAGCCUGCCUGGAGAACGGGAAUCUGAGUGGCCAUGGCCACAAGGUGCCGGAGGCGGCCAUGCUUUCCAGCGAGUGUGAGGUGCCGCUCAUGCAGUCACACUACCCCAGCAACAACAACACCCCAGGGCUCAAACCCUCCUAUUUCUGAACCAGGUGGGAUGGGGCAGCCAGGCAAGACCUGGAUGGACAAGGGGUGAGCUCCAGCACCUGGCCAUGUUCCUCUGGGGUGAGGAAUGGUGAGGAGUUAACCAAACUAAGGCAGAAACCCCCAAACCCAUAAUGUGCAAUUUCCGAGAGGCUGCCAGGCAUUGGGAGGAGAUGCUCGUGUUCCCGUCAGUGCCUUGGUUUCUGUGACUCAACACAGAAUGUGGGCAGCGAAAAAGAGGGGGUUUGGGCUUUUAAUGUGGGGUUUGGCUGGGCUUUUUUUAGCUACUGCUAAAAGCAAAGCUGCGGUGACUCGGCUAAGGGACGCCCACGUGCUGGUAACAAGGGUCCUUUAGCAGAGCGUGGCCCAUGGCUGCCAACUCCCUGGAAGCCGAUGUGAACAAUCAGGCCUGGCCGAGGUGCUGGGACCCUCGGGACCUCCCCGGGCCGAAGGAAGCACCGAGCAGGCAAACCGGGAAUUGAAGCUUUACGAACUCGGAGAGGAUAUUUAUACACGGUUACUUCCCAUUUCUUCUGGGAAAACUCUUCCUUUUUGUCGUCGUCGUUCUAGUACAGGUUUGUGUACAGCUCCUUUUGUAAGGCAGACCAGAAGGGUGUCUUCUUUUUUGUAAGAAAAAAAUUAAAACACCACCAGUGAAAACCUCUGCGUAGCCCCGAGCGCUUCUGCAGGCGCUGGCCGUGGCAGGCAGGGGCACGGGUCCCCUGCGGUGGAGCAGGAAGGUCAGUCGCGUCCUCCCGUUGUUAUUGGCGAGCGCCGGGAUGAGUCAGGGUGGUGGAAGGGGGAGUUUCCCCUACUCUGAGCUUCUCCCUCCCCGGGUGCUGCCCCCGGCUGCGGGCGCUGAGGAGUUGUUCCCAAAACAGAGGCCAUGGGUGUUGAAUCGGCCCCUGCCCUGUGCAUCAUCCAGCCUUACUUCAUCCCUGCCUGCCUGCCAGAUGGCUCCGGAGCCAGCUGCGGGACAAACAGCCCAGCCCAACCUCUGUGACCUCCCAACACCACCCCCGGCGGCAGCGGCACCUCUAAAGGGAUACGUGUCAGCCUGCUUGGUGCCCCCAAAACAGGGGGUACAGCCGUAGCCACCCCUGCAGCGAGCCCCUGGCUCCUAGAACAGCCGCUUCCGUGCGCUGGCCCCGGCGGGGAGGGCUGGGAGCCGGCGCUCGGCAGGUUCCCGCUGCCAAGUGGGUUCUGCUCCAACCCUCUGGUUUUAAUCGUUUUCCAAUCCUUUAUCUUUCAGCCUGGAAUUUUCCAGGUUGGGGCCGUGCCCACCGAGGUAUGUUUGAUUUGGAGAGAAUGAGCAAAACCGGGCUGAAGUACAGCGGCUGCCGCCAGCCAAGCCGGGGGUCACCGCCGUGCCACGCGUGCUGCCGCCCGCACCGCCGGCUCUUCGGGAGGCCUUGCUCCGGUGCAGGAUUCGGCCCUGACCCCAGUCCCGCUCGCUCCGGGGCGGGAGGGAACGGCUCUGGAUGCAAUUAGGGGCGUGGAGUGUCGGCGGGGGCGUCUGGCGAGGCACCCCCCCAGCUCCCAGGUGGGCUUCCGGCAGGGCUGGCUCCCAUUAGGGCCGGCGCAGAGGCAGGAGGGGCCCCUCGCCGGCGCGGGCUGCUCGGUGCGGUGGCCACGCUUGCCUGCUCAAAGGGCCCAUUGUGGUCCUCUCCCCACAGAUUUUUCAAAUUAACAUCCCGAAUUCCUCUGAAAAUUGCUGCUGUGUAAAUAUUUUCGCUGCGAGCUUUGUAUAUUUUCCAGCCCCGCGAGGAGAAGAGAAGUCCCUGGCGGAGCUGUGGCCUCGUGCCUGGUGCCGCCAGCCGCUGCUGCCGCCCCCCGAGCCCAGCCGGGCACAGGGUCAGCCCUGGUGUGUCCCCCUAUGGGCACCGGGUGACAAGGGACCUCCAGACC
Molecule: messenger RNA, 4389 nt
Organism: Dryobates pubescens (Downy woodpecker)
Lineage: Eukaryota; Metazoa; Chordata; Aves; Piciformes; Picidae
Gene: VASN
Product: vasorin
Exons: 3
Coding region: 1-2484 (827 amino acids)
Molecular function (GO): protein binding
Source: RefSeq, a predicted model, not a curated record